Messenger RNA from Cervus elaphus (red deer), 2066 nucleotides. It is a transcript of the gene CLDN19, whose product is annotated as claudin 19. Gene Ontology annotation, cellular component: plasma membrane; bicellular tight junction. The record is from RefSeq and is a predicted model, not a curated record. Gene Ontology annotation, molecular function: structural molecule activity. Gene Ontology annotation, biological process: cell adhesion; bicellular tight junction assembly. The transcript has 5 exons. NCBI's taxonomy places the organism in Eukaryota, Metazoa, Chordata, Mammalia, Artiodactyla, Cervidae. Bases 622 to 1257 code for a protein of 211 amino acids.
GGGUUCUGGGUGGAGGGUGCCUGGAGCCCAGGGUCUGCGGCAGGACCCUGCCUUCCCCCAGCGCAGCAUGGGGAAAGGCGAGUGGGACGCUGGGGCAGGGGACAGAAAACCCCAAGGCUCAGAUCAACUGUGGGGUGGCAACGUCCAUCAUCUCAGGGCUGAUGCUUGGGGUAGGAAUUAGAAUUUUAGGGCACUUGUAUCAGCUUCUAAAGGGGUUCCCCUAGGGGAAAGGCCCUGAGAGCCAGCCCAGGUCACUCCUCCCAGCCCCUCCUUUCUCUAUCCCUGGGGAGGGGAACCCACCUUGGCCACGCCCCACCCCACCCCCCACCCCCAGGGGGCUGGGCAGGAGGAGCUUUGCUGGGGACCUUGCCCUGGCUUAGGCGGCUACUGUGGGCGGGCCCCUGGCCUUUCCAGCCUGGGCCUCCCCCUGCAUUCUAGAGCCUGGAGCCGCUGCCUUUGCUGCUGCCACUGCAGGGCUGCCGCCUCUCCUCCUCAGCCUCUGACCACUUGCUGCACCCCACCCCCCACCCAGCUGCUCCUGUCACCUGGCCAUGACCUCGGCCCCCCCAGGGAUCCUGGCCCAGCCCUGAGCCCUGGAACCCCCAGUCCCCUCCCUUGGCCAUGGCCAACUCCGGCCUUCAGCUCCUGGGCUACUUCCUGGCUAUGGGUGGCUGGGUGGGCAUCAUCGCCAGCACAGCCCUGCCGCAGUGGAAGCAGUCCUCCUACGCGGGCGACGCCAUCAUCACCGCCGUGGGCCUCUACGAAGGACUCUGGAUGUCCUGCGCCUCCCAGAGCACCGGUCAGGUGCAGUGCAAGCUUUAUGACUCGCUGCUCGCCCUGGAAGGUCACAUCCAGUCCGCGCGAGCCCUGAUGGUGGUGGCUGUGCUCCUGGGCUUCGUGGCCAUGGUCCUCAGUGUUGUCGGUAUGAAGUGCACUCGGGUCGGAGACAGCAACCCCAUCGCCAAGGGCCGUGUCGCCAUCGCUGGGGGUGCCCUCUUCCUCCUGGCGGGCCUCUGCACUUUGACAGCCGUCUCGUGGUAUGCCACCCUGGUGACCCAGGAGUUCUUCAACCCCAGCACACCUGUCAAUGCCAGGUACGAGUUCGGCCCAGCCCUGUUCGUGGGCUGGGCGGCCGCCGGCCUGGCCCUGCUGGGCGGCUCCUUCCUCUGCUGCACGUGUCCGGAGCCCGAACGAGCCAACAACAGCCCGCAGCCCUACCGGCCGGGUCCCUCCGCGGCUGCCCGAGAGUACGUCUGAGCUUGCCCAGCAUCUGCUGGCCGGUGCAGCACCCCGGGUGGGGCCAGGAGGGCUCAGGGGGUCCCCCAGGUCGGCUAGGGCUCUGAGCAGCUUGUCCCCAACCUAGGCACCCAGUCUGCGUCCUGAGACUCAGACCCGGACAUUCAGAGAGAGGCGGGAGGCCGGCCAGAGCCCUCCUGCGCCGCUGGGGCCAGGGCCAGGGCCGGGUACAGGCAGGGACCUGUCCACACCCCAGCCAGCUGCAGUUCCUUUCCUGGCCACUUAUUUACUCUCUAUGCUGGGCCUGGAGGACGCAGCAAUAAAGACGCCCUGGGGGUGGCCAGAGCCCAUUGUCCCUCUGCCCCACGGGGCUUCUCACAACCCCAGGAAGGAAGGCCAAGAUGACACUUGUCCCGGAUUACACACAAGGAAGUGGGUUCAGAGAGACCAGGAGGCGUGGCCCUGCUGCCUCUGAAUUCAGGUCUUGCAGUAUGCCUGGAGCUGCGUGGACACACACAGAUGGCUGAGCCAGGCCAUGUCACUCCUGCCCCAGAAAUGAGCUCCUGCUGCAGGGCUGCUGUGAAUUCCACUUGCCAGUCCCUGAGUCUGGGCCUGAAUCCCACAGCCCCUCUGCCCCAGCCCCACUGCCCUCUGUUCACCCCACUAAUUAGCUCUCCUCUCUUUUGACUUUCAGACCAGUUGUUAAAUUGUCCGCCUCCACCAAGGGCCCCCUGGGUGUGUAAUGUCCAGGUCCCCAGCCUGGCUCUGCCCCGCCUUGCCACACCUAGACUAUGUGCUUGAUAUUUUUUGGAAAGAAAAGUGAACAUCCA